Clavispora lusitaniae ATCC 42720 is the source of this 798-nucleotide messenger RNA. RefSeq lists its product as uncharacterized. The record is from RefSeq and is a predicted model, not a curated record. Gene Ontology annotation, molecular function: microtubule plus-end binding. NCBI's taxonomy places the organism in Eukaryota, Fungi, Ascomycota, Pichiomycetes, Serinales, Metschnikowiaceae. Gene Ontology annotation, cellular component: microtubule plus-end; nucleus; cytoplasm. Gene Ontology annotation, biological process: cytoplasmic microtubule organization.
AUGUACGCACUCCAAACAGAGAAAUUUACCUGCCAAUCUUUUCUUUACAAUUUAAUUUUUUCUUUGCCUUUUCUUUCUUCCAUGGAUAUCCCAGUCUACUUCACGUCGGACCUCACAUCGUCGGAGAGACGUGUGUCGCCGCGAUGGACCAUUGGCUACUUGAAACAGCGAUUGGAACAGAUUACCGGAAUCGAAUGCCAGUAUAUGGCUUUGCACCAUUACCCCAACGGCAAUAGCAACGAAUAUAAAGUGAUAGGCGACAAGGACGACAGCACGCUAGCCGAGUACAAUAUAGCGCCGUACUCGCGCAUCCAUGUCAUGGACUUAGACCCAAACUCGAAACUAAAGCAGCUCAGUCAGGUUUCGGCCACACAAGAGUUCCAGCUCUCAGAGGAGGAGUACAACAAACGGGCCGACUCGGUCUUGCAAUGGAAGAAACAGCAGCAGUUGGGCCGUUUCGACCCGGCCUAUAACGACAGCAAGAAAAGAGCGCAAGAAGAAAACGAGCAAAAGGCCCAGAACAUCCAGGUGGGCCAGCGGUGCCGCGUGAUCAACAUCGAGGGCGAGAGAAGAGGUGUGGUGAAGUUUGUCGGGCGCAUUCCCGAAUUGGACAAGGGCGAAAGUGUAUGGACCGGAGUCGAGUUUGAUGAACCUGUGGGGAAGAAUAAUGGCACCAUAGGCACACUUCGGAUUUUCGACGCCAAGCCCAACCACGGGUCGUUUGUUCGGCCCAAACAGGUCGAAGUGGGCGAUUUCCCCGAACUUGAUCCUUUUGCCAGCGACGAAGAAGAAUUGUGA